Amoebophrya sp. A120 is the source of this 3852-nucleotide messenger RNA. The record is from the annotation of a GenBank genome assembly. Lineage: Eukaryota; Dinophyceae; Syndiniales; Amoebophryaceae.
AGAAAUUUGGCCAACGUUGUGGCGCAUUGUACGUUCGAGAGCGGCGUGCGAAAACGCUGAAUCGGGACGGUCGCUGUAUCAAAAAUACGUCUGAUAUAGGAAAUCGAAAAUCUUAAGUGUGUACUGAAAGCUGAUGAAAUAAUAUUGCGCUCGGUGGCUCCACAAUGAAUCAAUUUCCUUUUGCUAGAAGCCGCGAUCCCUACCACCAGGCGGGAGCGCAGAUGCGGAAAAACUCCGGCAACACCGCUGCAGGAAAGCCUCGGCCCAGGCCGUCCGCAAAGCAGAAGGCCCCGGAUGAUACCGCAGAGGCCGCAACCGCAGGCACUUCUCCCGCCCUGAAGAAGCGAAGAAAGCACGCCGACCCGGGCGCGUCUUCGGGUGCAAACGCGGAUUCGAAGAAAGAGGAAGCCACUAACAAAAAGAAGAAAAAUCCUGCGGCAGAGAAAGUGAAGGCGCAAAUCACGAGGCAGCAGCUCUCGAAGAAGGAAAAACUCCUGUGGGAGAAGCAUCAGGCGCAAAUUGCUUUCGGCCCGACCGCCAUGGAGCAAGUUUUCAGUGGCGAGAAGACCGUAACGGAUUACGGUCUGCGCAAGCAGGACCUGAUGCAGGACCCGGAAACGGGGCGGAUCGUCUCGAAGAAGCAGUACCAGGCCCGCAUCAAGCGAUGGCACACGCCGGCAAAUGCCGACGGAAGCGUGAAUCGCAAUUUUCACUGGAGUAAGGCGUUUGCGAAAGCGCGAGCGGAGCACGCGGGGGGCAAGAAGGCGACGCCGGAUGGUACAGAGCAGAAACUCGCCGCGGAAGUAGACGAGGGAUUUGCGGCUGCACAACAGGAAAACAUGGCGCAGCUGCGAAGCGGUGUCGAGCCCUCGCGAGGUGGAAAAAAAUCCCCAAUGAAAGCCUCUGCAUCUUCUUCACCGAACAGUGUGGAGCAGGGCAGGAUAAAAUCGGUGAACGUGUUUGCGUUGACGAAGCCCGAGCGGACUGGGCUGUUUGACCGCACGCGGGAGCUGUACACGAACUCGGUUGCAGAAAGCGAGGCCGAUCACCGGAUGCAGGAGCUGGCGAAACGCUGGACCAGCAAUUUGCUGAGGGAAGACGACAGCGGGCUGGACGUUUUGUGGUCUCACGGCGCCACGCUGGCGGGAGAGCGGGAGCAAGUUGCCAAUCAAGACCAAGAUGCGACGGCGGGACAAAGCGUACACGGCGGGAAAAAUGAUCCGGUGCACGAGGAAAAGGUGGAUUCGGAAAGCAACGCUUCGACUUCCUUGCUUGUACAGUUUUUGCGCCACUGCUUUUCGCGUGACGACGGUUCGAUUGCGCCGGAGCAGCAAACCGACGUAGAUGAGCGAAGCGGCCUUCAUCCACCGGGGCCCCGAAAAGACAAUGGGUCAGAGGGGAGCAGCUUUGCAGAAAAUGCGAAGAACGACGCGAUCAGCCCGCAGAAGUACUGUGCAGUUUUGCAACAAGAAACUACUCCUGUUAUGCCCCCCGCGCCGGAAACCGCUGGAGCAUCACCAAGAGCAGACGCAGCUACAGCCGCAUCUCCAGCCGAUUGCAGUUCCGGCCUUGGUAUCGAGCCCGUCGCUGCUGGUGAGCCAAACACCGCGGAUUUUGACACUCCCGCAAUCGCAUUUGCAAAUGAAGUUGGGUCACCUGCUGCACAAAAUUCCCUAGAUGAAGGCGAUAGAAGAAGCAACCCGCCCGAGGAAAGGAAAAGCACAGGCUCAGUGUCAGGUUUACGUGCAUUGGGCGAGUGUUCAGAAGACACGGCGAGAACAGCGUGGCACAAGUACUUUGCUCCGGAACUAGUGAAAAACGACGAUGGUGAAGCUGCGCUGACGCCCGUGUCGGUGAAGAGCCUUUGGGACGAGAUGACGCAGCACUUCGUGCGUUCAACAUUGGUUUAUCAAAUGUAAAAAUGUCUGGGUCUGGAAACUUGUGAUGCUGGGUAGCGUAUCAUGAGGAGGCUACAAGUGCUGGCUCAGCAUGACAAGCUUCUGAGCUUCUAGGUGUUGUCUAUUCUGCAUGACAAACUGCGUUUUCGCAUGACAGAAAAAUGCGGCUCUUGGGUAAUGUGCAUGACAAAUUUAAGAGUCAUGUGCAUUCUUCCAGACCCAGACAUUUUUGCACUUGAUAUGGUUCGGGAAUUCGCAAAGAAAGAGGAUCUUGCGCCGCUGAAGCAGGUGGUGCCGCGGAUGCAAUGCGCUACGUCUUCUGUACGACCGACGACUGCAGCGUCUUCGGAGCGCCGGAUGACCCCGGAGGAGGAAGACGUGUUUCUGCGGGAGUGUCGUGAGGCGUUGAAAGUGUGUGGGAAUCCAGCACUGGCAGCGAAAUAUUCCGGAACUUUGCCGCUGCUGGCGCAGAAUGGUGAAGCCGUCCCACGAGGCGACGCACCGGAACAGCCACAGCUGCCUGAACCUGCGAGAUCGCAGCAGUUCGCGAAAAAAGAAAAUAAGAAGGAGAAAAAACCUAUGCCGGAAGCGGUGAAAGAGAAGCUGCGCAAGCACAAGCAAGAACAGCGGGAAAAGAAACUGCAGGGGGAAGAGCCAGUGCGAAUAAAUAAGAAGGCAAAGGUAGACAAGAAUGCUGAGCAGGAUAGCGGAGACUACUACUCCUGGUACGACUACAAUUACGAUGAUGCCCUCGACGGUUACAAUUGGAUGGAGCUUGACUACGACAACUAUGGGUCAUACGCGGACAAAGACGGAUGGCCAGCAUUCCCGGAGUAUAACUCGUCCGCUUCUGCGUCGGUGUCACACUCGAAGUCGGCAUCACGAAAGAAAAACGACAAGAAAAGCAAGAAGCUGCCACGCCGGGCCAAGGACAAAGCGAAGACGGAGAUGAAGCAUAGCCAGAACUUGAAGAUGAAAGAAAGCGGCCGCAAGAAGGGGCCUUUGCCAAGAGAGAUGAAGGAUUUUGAGAGUCUGCAACAAAAAGAAGACGGUGCGACUAAAGACGACGCGGACCAUGGCCCAAAGCGAAAACCGCCGGAGCUGCGGCAGAACGUGGCAUCGUACGGAGGGCCGGAGUGCUUUGUGUUCGAGGAUGAUGACAUCAGUUCGGGCUCUUGGUCCGAAAUUACUGACGGCGAAAUGGAGCGGCUAGACGCGUACCUUCGCGAAGAGGAGGAGGAACAGAAAAGACUAGCAGCGCCAAAGGAGUAAGUAGUCACAUUCACUUGAUGCGGAUGGGAAUCACACCAAUGCCGCUUCCAAAAAUGAAACAGGCAAGAACUUUGAGAAGCGCAAUGGCCACGUUGUACUCAUGUGCGACAUGCAGUAGAUUUGCAAUGCACCAAGGAUGCUGCAUGGACAGCGCCUGGCUCAUUCUUCAGUGCCUGUCUCCUUUUGGUCAGAGCAGUUGAGCGUAGGUUUCUGUAUAGAUACUCACUUCAUGUGAACAAAAACCCGCUGUAUAGAUACUCACUUCAUGUGAACAGAGGUUAGGUUUCAUCUAGUAGCUUCUAGCUCUGUUACCGCCGACCCAGAGCCAUAGGAAGAUAGCGACCUGCCACCUACCCUCGUGAAGCGUGAAAAGCCCGCUCUUGAGCUUGAAACUAGUCCCCUUGAGGUUCAUGUUGAUGCUUGUACAUUGUUCAAUCCCCCUGUAAUUUUUGGUGCUACUAAAAUCGUAGGCGCUCUGUCUACGGCGCAGGGAAGAAAAGUGAGGUUUUCCCUCGAGAUGCACUAGUGAUCCUGGCGCUCUCCUUUCCAGCUUCUCUGUUCUUAGUGACACGGUUUCGAGGCGCAGUGCAUUUCUUUUCGCGUUUUUUUGUCGCGGGUUUUCCACUCACAUGUCAUCGUCGAUCGUCUUGCAGCAGGAGCAGAAUAUUAAUGUUUCGUUUUC